Eurytemora carolleeae is the source of this 4055-nucleotide messenger RNA. Its product is annotated as monocarboxylate transporter 12. The record is from RefSeq and is a predicted model, not a curated record. The coding region runs from base 907 to 3054 and encodes 715 amino acids. Gene Ontology annotation, biological process: transmembrane transport. The transcript has 28 exons. Gene Ontology annotation, molecular function: monocarboxylic acid transmembrane transporter activity. NCBI's taxonomy places the organism in Eukaryota, Metazoa, Arthropoda, Copepoda, Calanoida, Temoridae.
UUCAGCAAGAUUUUAUAUGUAGAAAAAAUUAUUCAUUAUUGGGAUUUUUUGAAUUUUACUUUGAUAUUUUAAACUUUACUGAUCUAGCUAUACUGAUUUAUAGAUAUAAUGUACUGUGAUCUUGCCAGGCUACAUUUGUUGCAUAUAACGUACUGGGUCGACUCUACACUGGGUAUUCCAGACUAGACAGUACGACGGAAUGCAUAUACUGUUCGUGUUGUACCGGCACAGAUCAUGUAACUUUUAGACUGGAGUGAAAUAUCUAAGGUGUGCAACAUCAGGCUCCAAUGAUAUAAAGAUUAUAAAUUUUAUCUAUCGGUUUCUUUAUUAGUCAAAGUUUCCCCGCAAAUUCUCCGAUAUUGUUUAACCAAGGUUGGAAGAGUAACUCUCCGUUGAGUAGAAUUCUACGGACUUUUCUCCGACAAGAGCGCAGAGAUAGUUCUUCUAUAAAGAUCAAACAGAAGUACAAGUGCAUUCCUUGCUUGGACAUACAGGGGGAUCCAUAAUAUGUUGAACUAGGAAACCAAUUGUUAGACUCAAGUGAUGAUCUUGAAUAGUCCAAUUAACAGAAAAAACAACAGUUGUUUAAAUUUCUUCUCCCCAAUAAAUUUGGGUUAGUUCACUUUAAGAGUAAUAUUUAUGAUCUAAUAAUAUUUUGGCAAAAUCGAAUGUUUAGGUGGAGGGUAAUUAAAAUCAAUAGUUUUAUGCCAAAAAACAUUAAUUUACAGUAAAAUUAAUACUGCACAUGGAGAUAAAGGUCUUUAGAUUGGCAUACAUUCUUUAUUUCUGUCUUCAGCUAUGACGUAAAAUGUACACCUGAAAGUGCUAUUUUUCUAAUUUAUUGAUUUCAUUAUUGUAAACAUAAAAAACAUGUUUUAUUUAUCGUAGAAAAAAAAUUACAAAAAAAUGGAAGACGAAUGUGAUUCAGGUUGUUCAUCGCACUACUCACUAGGAGCAGUUUAUAGGACUAGGGAACUACCAAAGGAUGAGCUGGCAAAGUUAUUGGCAGAGGAACCAAAUUUUGAAGGAGAUAUAGCAGAAUAUUUGGCGGAUUUUCCAAGUAUUGGUAGCGGUAUUCAACCCAGCGAACCACAGUCUGAAGCUGAUCUUGAAGAGCCUGCUGCUGUUGCUUGUACCUGUAUCCAUGAGAAUUAUCAACCUCUGAUUAAAAUCAAUAUAGAGCGAGGCAGCCAGCAUAGUGCGCAAGUUCAGGGGGAUUUACAAAAACUUCGUGAACUCAGAACAUUGAAGGCGCAUUACUAUCCAGAGGGCGGCUGGGGUUGGGUAAUUCUUUUGGUUACAUCAGUUGUGCAACUUUUAGUUGGAGGGACUCAGAUAUCCUUGGCAAUAGUUAUAUCUGGCUUCGAUACCAACUAUCCUAUCAGACGGCUGGAACCAGAUCAUCAAACCUUUAUAGGAUUGCUGUGUCCGAUGUCUCUAGCUGUAUCUCUUCUUGUGUCUCCAGUAACUAUUGCUCUCUGCAGGAGAAAAUCCUACAGAUUAACUGGUGUAGUUGGAGGAUUAGUUACAGCACUCGGGUACCUUUUCUCAUCUUUUGCAACACAAUUUCAUCAGCUGUUUAUCAGCUAUGGUUUAGUAACAGGAAUUGGAACUGCGAUGGUUCGUGAUUCUGCAAUAUUGAUGGUGGGCCAGUAUUUUAAAAGGAAGAGGGAAUAUGUUGAAGUGAUGAUUGUUGGAAGUUGGGGGCCUGGAUUCUGUAUUAUGUAUCCUAUUAUUAACAACGCUAUCAGAGUUGUGGGCUGGAGAUUGGGGCUGCAAGCUAUUACAGGUCUUGUUGCUUCUGCUUUCAUUCUUGCAAUUUUCUAUAGAUCUGCCAGCCUUUACCACCCACAGAGGCGAGCAAUCCUUCAUCUAAAGAAUCAGAGGAGAAAGAUAAAGAGUAAAAAAGAAGACAAGGAAAACAUAUUAAAAAUAAUUAUUAAUUUGGACGGCUCAGGACCUUUACGAAGCAGAACUGUACAGAUUCUUCUAAAUGCUACAGGAAUAUCUGCAUUUGGUCUCUACGCUCCUGUCAUUUAUAUGUGGAGCUUUGCAGCAGCUGAUGGAGUUUCAGAAAAACUUAUUUCAAGAUUGCAAACUUACUUUGGAAUUGGUUGGAUAAUAGGUUGUUUGGUUGGCAGUUUGGUGCUUGUUGGCAGUGGUAGAUGCUACAUCAUCAGUAGACAAUACCUUGUACAAUGUACUGCACUGUGUACAGGUGUAAACAUCUUCUCCUUCAUUUAUAUACAGGAGUAUCGAAGUUAUGUACUAACUGUAUCAAUGUACGGUUUCCUGUUGGGUGUGUACAGUUACAGUUUAAAAAUGUACGUGUUCGAGAAGGUUCGAGCUCGCAACUUUGGUUCAAGCUGGGGGUUCGUUCAGGCCUGUCAGGCUAUACCUAUAGGAUUGAGUGUUCCCAUUUUUAGCAUGUUUGAGGAUAGCCUGGGACCAAAGUCAGGUUUUUAUUUCUGUGGUUUCUGUAUUGUGGCCGGAUCUUUGAUACUCUCUUGUAUAGAUGUACAUAAGAGGCAGCUGAGAAAGAAGAACAGAAGACGACAUUCAUCAAGACAUACUGAGGCAGAAUGCAAGGUAGCAGAAAUUGACCAGGAGUAUACGGUCCACCGGAGGAAAUCCUUUGCUGAGAUGGAAGACGACUUUCUACCUCCGAUCUCCCUCCAGACCCCGGGGAAUAUUGGGUUCAUACCAGAGGAUGAGGAUGAGGAGGUAGAUGAGGGGGAUCUAGAGUAUGGAGAUGUUCUCCUGGAGGAACUAGAGAUCCUGGAGAAUAUUACAUCAUGCGACAAGGUUGAACACUGUCUGAUGUUCAGUGAGUUUGAACAUAAUCUUGGGAAUAGUUUUGGGAGUAACCUUGGGAAUAAUCUUGGGGAAAAUGUUAGGAGUAGUAUUGAGAGUCAAUUCCUGGAGUUUGGGUCCCCGGAUAUAUACAGGAAAAUAAGAAAACCUACGAGUUCUUCCAGAAGAAGAGAAUGGAACAAAAAGCCAGGAAUAUUAAAAAGAGAGUGCACUAUCAUUCAAGAAGAAGAAUUGGACUAAAACCAGACUUUACCACAUCAUAACGGACUAAAGGCGGACAGGGGAGAAAGGGCAGACUAAAGGCGGACAAAAGACUAACUAAAGGUUUACUACAAGUGGACUAUAGGCGGACAAAAGACUAACUAAAGGUUUACUACAAGUGGACUAUAGGCGGACAAAAGACAUACUAAAGGUUUACUACAAGUGGACUAUAGGCGGACAAAAGACAUACUAAAGGUUUACUACAAGUGGACUAUAGGCGGACAAAAGACAUACUAAAGGUUUACUACAAGUGGACUAAAGGCGGACAAAAGUCGGACAAAAGUCGGACAAAAGGCGGAUAAAAGGCGGAUAAAAGGCUAAAUAAACGUGGACUAUAAAAGGUCAGCUUACAAGAACUACAGACGAAUUAAAGGCGGACUUGGGACACGCUAACGAUUUACUUAAGGCAACUGAAGGCGAACAAACCCUGACUUUCACUUACAGCGGAAAAUUUUGCUAAAUAAGAAAAGAAACUUUAUCUUAUUUGCAAUUUAAUGUUCAUAAAAGGUCUAGUUUGCAAUACGCUUUUGUGCUCUUAUAAUGCCAUAUUUAUUUUAAAAACUGUUCUUUUUUCAUUAACAAAGAUGUAGUGGUUAAAUAUGUAUGUAAGAUAUAUUUAAAUUUUCAACGUUAAAUUUUUUUAUUUCUUGAUGUUCAUAUACAUAUAGUUUUAUAUUUUAUGAUCUCACCGCCAUUUUUUGAACCAUUUUUUGAACCAAUUAAAAAAAUAGUUAUACCCAGAAAUGACGAGGCUUUAGUGAUGACUUAAAAAUCAUAAUUCACAGCGAAUUUAGUCUGUUGCCUUGAAUAGAGCCUGAAAGUGACUUACUUAAAAACAGGUUGCAAGUGGCAGGGAACCGAAACUUAAAGGAGAAUGUUUUCAUGAACUCUGUCAUCUCUAAGGUCUCAUCCUCCGUGGGUAACACUGUAUAUAUAUGUCUCAUUUUGCAUUCUCCUUAAAAAUAAAAUGUUUCGUAAAA